UCAAAAGACGAUAAUGAUGCCAUGUCAAAAGACGACAAUGAUGCCAAGAACGAGAUCUCUCAGGCCAUAUCACGCGCUGAAAAGGAGUUGGAAGAUCAGGAGGUAAAAGACCAUAAAGGUGCGCCAUCUCCAACACCUGAUCAGGUAAAAUCAACAGACACUACCCGAGAGUCUGCACCAGGAGACACGACCGUUUUACCGGAGCACAGCAACACGAUGGAAAAGCCAGAGAAAUCACCCAAGAAGGCACCAAGUCCUCAACCGCUGAACGUGCAUUUCUUCCGCUGCACACCAUGCAACUUCUUCACCACGUCAAAGCAGAAGAAGCUCUCCCAUAUCAGAAAACACAGAGAGAAGUUCGAGUGCCCCGUCUGCACGAAAGUGUACCAGGAUAAGAAAUGCAUGGAAGACCACAUGCAGGAACACACCGGCCAGCACCAACAGAAAUGUCCAGACGACUCCUGCCGCACAGUUUCAAGCCACAAGACGACCACGCGCAAGAAUUACCACCAAUGUCCGCAGUGUGACUACAAAACCAGUGUCAUAGGAAACAUGAAUCGACACGUCCGAAAGCACACGGACGAAAGGCCGUACAAAUGCCCACACUGUCCGUACGCCGCCCGAGUCAGCCACCACCUCCAAGAACACAUGAAGAGGCACGCGGGAGAGCGUCCCUUCAAGUGCGACUUGUGCAGCUUCGCCACCUUGAAGAAGACAGACCUCGACCGACAUCAAAGAUGUCACUCUGGAGAAAAACCGUUCGCAUGCGACCUGUGUCCCUACCGGGCGCCUCAGAAACGCAUGCUGGUGCGGCACGUGCUCAAGAUUCACGAGAAGCAGCGACCGUACCAGUGCCAGCACUGCGACUUCGGCGCCUUCGAGAAGAAGGACAUGGUUGAGCACAGGCGGCAGCACAGCGGGGAGAAGCCGUGGAAGUGCCUACAGUGCGGCUACACCACGACCCGCAAGCGGAACCUGCUCCGCCACGUCCGCGUGCACACAGGCGAGAAGCCGUUCCAGUGUUCUCAGUGUCCGUACGCGUCAGCCGACCGGAGGAAUCUCCUGGACCACGCCCGCAUCCACACCGACGAGCGGCCGUUCCGGUGUACCAUCUGCGGGUACGGGUCCAGAACGAAGGGCCAGCUAGGCCGCCAUCUGAAAACCCGACACCAGGCAAAACAGUACAAGUGCCCGCACUGCCCAUUCACGGCGACAGACGAAGCGCGCGUGCAGAAACACAUGCAGCGCCACCCCCACCAGCUUUCGGCUGUCUACAGUAACCUCGUCAACCUGCUAGGCGCGCAAGGUGGAAGCACCCAGACAGAGACUCUCAACAACAGAGGAGGGAGUGAUGGCGUCCCAUCUCCGGCGGGGUCGUCGAACGAGUCAGUGCCAUCUCCUUCCGGUUCACACGGGUCGUCUGAGGCAGCAGACUCUUUCCCUUCCGGUGCAAGUGACGAUGGGCAAUGUGCAGGUGUCACAGGGGAAACCGUAAAAUGUACUGUCUAAAACAGACCGUUUUCUCUGCAUGGAUAGGUUCAAUUUUCAUUACAAAGACUGGCAGACAUGACAGAUAUAAUUCCUCCGGAGAAAACCACAGAACUGAAAGUAAUAAUAGUCACAUGGACUGAAGAACAUAGCCAGUAUGUCAAUAUGGUUUGGGAAAAAAUUACUCUGUUCAACACUUGUUUAUAAGAAUCAGUCCCUGUUGAAAACGAAGGUAAAAUACAAGUCAAAAUAACGUCUUAUGUAUAUAAGAAUGUUUGCAGUGGGCUUUGGUCAUUGUUAUGAUAUCGAAGGUCUUAUAUUAGGACUUGAAUAAUCGUUUAUUCUUAUAAUUGCCAUUGGCAGAUGGUGGAUGUGGGUAUUUAUGUACAUAGAAAAGGCUUAUGAUAUUACAUCUAUGUUAAACUAAUUACAUAACGCGAUGUUUUUGAUAUACAGAAGAAUGGAUGCAUGUGGAUG
Branchiostoma belcheri (Belcher's lancelet) is the source of this 1965-nucleotide messenger RNA. Its product is annotated as gastrula zinc finger protein XlCGF57.1-like. Gene Ontology annotation, biological process: regulation of transcription by RNA polymerase II. Bases 22 to 1509 code for a protein of 495 amino acids. The record is from RefSeq and is a predicted model, not a curated record. Gene Ontology annotation, molecular function: DNA-binding transcription factor activity; RNA polymerase II cis-regulatory region sequence-specific DNA binding. The transcript has a single exon. NCBI's taxonomy places the organism in Eukaryota, Metazoa, Chordata, Leptocardii, Amphioxiformes, Branchiostomatidae.